Brassica oleracea var. oleracea is the source of this 2147-nucleotide messenger RNA. RefSeq names its product DEAD-box ATP-dependent RNA helicase 9. The coding region runs from base 120 to 1925 and encodes 601 amino acids. The record is from RefSeq and is a predicted model, not a curated record. NCBI's taxonomy places the organism in Eukaryota, Viridiplantae, Streptophyta, Magnoliopsida, Brassicales, Brassicaceae. The transcript is spliced from 7 exons. Gene Ontology annotation, molecular function: nucleic acid binding; RNA helicase activity; ATP binding.
AGUUGCCACCUGCCUUCUUCUUCUUUAAAGGCCCCCUCACUAAAACCCUAAAACCCUAAUUGGGUUUUCUCUGUCAAACAUUUUCCUUCUCAUCUCACCUCCCUCCUCUAGAUCUGAAAAUGAUCAGCACAGUUCUCCGCCGAUCCGUCCUUGGUGCCUCAAGGCGGACUCAGACUCUCUCCGCCUCUCUCACCUCCAUCAACGCCGCUCUACUUCACCACCUUACUCCAUCCCCCUCCGCCGCCACAGUCUCCGAUCUCAAAUCUGGCGCCGCUCUCCCUCAGACUACGAACCCGUAUGGCGUUAAAGCGAGAGACUUUCAUUUCCAAUCCCGACCGUCGGAGUUCAGAGCGUCCAUGGCUUCUUCCGCUGGAUUCGCGGCUCAAGAUUACGCCCCUUCGUAUGACGGAGGAGAUUCGGAGGAGAGUGUUGGCAGCAGCGGUGACGGCGGUGAUGGGUUAGCGAUAUCUGACCUUGGGAUCUCUCCGGAGAUCGUCAAAGCUUUGAGUGGUAGAGGAAUCGAUAAACUCUUCCCUAUUCAGAAAGCUGUGCUUGAGCCAGCGAUGCAAGGUCGGGACAUGAUCGGUCGUGCUAGGACAGGAACAGGAAAGACCCUUGCUUUCGGGAUUCCCGUCAUCGACAAAAUCAUCAAGUUCAACGCUAAACACGGGCGUGGGAAGAACCCUCUUUGUUUGGUUCUGGCUCCGACAAGAGAGCUUGCUCGUCAGGUUGAGAAGGAGUUCAGGGAGUCUGCUCCAAGCUUGGAUACCAUCUGUCUGUACGGGGGUACACCCAUUGGACAGCAGAUGAGGGAGCUCAACUACGGUGUCGAUGUAGCCGUUGGAACUCCGGGUCGUAUCAUCGAUCUAAUGAAAAGGGGAGCUUUGAAUCUCUCAGAGGUUCAGUUUAUUGUUCUCGAUGAAGCUGAUCAGAUGCUUCAGGUUGGAUUCGCGGAGGAUGUUGAAGUUAUAUUGCAAAAGUUGCCUGAGAAGCGUCAGAGCAUGAUGUUUUCUGCUACAAUGCCGAGUUGGAUCAGAUCUCUCACCAAAAAGUACCUGAAUAAUCCUUUGACAAUUGAUCUUGUUGGAGAUUCUGAUCAGAAACUUGCAGAUGGGAUUACAAUGUACUCUAUCUCAGCAGAUUCUUAUGGAAAAGCAUCCAUCAUUGGUCCUCUUGUAGAGGCGCAUGGUAAAGGAGGAAAAUGCAUCGUGUUUACACAAACUAAACGUGAUGCUGAUCGCCUUUCGUAUGGAUUGGCGAAAACCUUCAAAUGUGAAGCUUUACACGGUGACAUAUCGCAGAGCCAGAGAGAAAGAACACUAGCUGGUUUCAGAGAUGGGAAUUUCAAUAUCCUUGUUGCAACUGAUGUUGCUGCUCGUGGACUCGAUGUCCCUAAUGUCGACUUGGUAAUUCAUUACGAGCUUCCUAAUAACACGGAGACGUUUGUUCACCGAACGGGGAGAACAGGUCGUGCUGGAAAGAAAGGAAAUGCGAUUCUUAUUCAUGGUCCAGAGCAAUCAAGGGCAGUUAAAAUGAUUGAGAGAGAAGUGGGAAGCAAAUUCACUGAGCUUCCUAGCAUUCCUGUGGAGCGUGGAAGCGGAAGCAUGUUUGAAGGAAUAGGUGGUCGAUCUGGUGGAUCCUAUGGAGGAGGUAUGAGGGAUCGCAGUUCAAGCUAUGGUGGUCGUUCAGGUGGUUAUGGUGGUGGUGGUGGUAGUGGUAGAUAUGGUGGUGAUCGUUCAGAAGGAUCAGGCAACCGUUAUUCUGGUGGUUCAGAUCGUUCCUCUGGUUACGGGGGCUUUGGUUCAGGAGGUUCAAACCGUUCAUCAGGAGGUUAUGGGGGAUUUGGUUCAGACCGUUCUUCACAGUCAAGUGGAAGGAGCAGCUUUGGUGGGUUUGGAUUAAAGGAUCCUAACAGCUCUUACUGAGUUAAUGAUCCGACCGGCAAUAAUGGAGGGAGGGCUUGGUGUCUCGAGUAGGGAGUUUAGUUACAAGGAGUCAAAGCUAUGUUAGCUCCCUGUCUCAUAAACAAACAUUAUUUUAUUUUGAAGUUUAUUGUCAUCAUUUAUUUUCUACAUGGGUAGAAGAAGUAUUGUUCCUUUCUAUUUGUACUUGGCCACUUCCAUUAACAUAAACGAUUCUCUCGUCCA